ACACAAAAAUAUAAAAAACUGUUUCGGAGACAAUGUGUCCCGUGUCCAUGUCUCUGCUUCCAAAUAUAUUUUAAACAUGUACUAUCCAUAUCUCUGUGUCUUGUCUCCGAAAAUAAACGCUACCUUAGUAAACUUUUUUUCACUUUACAACAAAUAAUAAUAUACAAAUUAAACCCAUCAGAAAAAAUAAUAUACAAACUAAACACUCAGCCAAAUCAAAUGAAACAAACGCAUAACCCUCACCCUUGUUAGCUUUUUCUUUCUUCGUGCCACUCAUCACCCCAAAUUAGAGAAGACUUUGCCAUCACCACUCACCACUCUAGGAAGACUCUGCACUCACUCAUCUUCACCACUCACAACGUUGUCACUCGUCUUCACCGUACCAUCGCUUCGCUUCACUGUGCACUCACAUCAGGACGACGCUGCACUCAACUGAAAACCUCUCUUCAUUCGCUCACCAUCGUCGAGAAGAUUGAAGUUUUUGGUUAAAGCUCCCACGUGGAUUUUGUCAAAACAUUGAUCGUGUCAUGGCAAGGUACAAUGCAUACUUUUUCUUUUCAAUUUUUUAUUACGCUCUUAAUUCAUGUGUAGCUCCACCUUGAUUAUUUUAUUAGUUAUGAAGUUGCAAUUUAACUUAUUAUUUAUGCACUAUAAAUUCUUUGUUUUUCUUUUUUUGUUUUGCUUCAGCGAGUUUCUAGUAAAAUGUUUAGAGAAUUACUUCUAAGACUAGGAACUAUUUUCUGACCAAACUACAAGACUAUGAGCCCCUUAUAUUUCAUAACACCCUUCCUCCUCUACUCUUAUUAUAUUCACUUUAUGACCCCUUAUAAAUUUUCCUCCAAAAAAAUUUAAUAAUUAUCAAUUAGGUUUUGGGAUAUGCCGAAGGAUUGGAUGGAUCUACCGAGGUAUAGAAAAGAGUAUAUCAAUGGUGUUAUUAGUUUCUUAGAGUUUGCAUACUCUGAGGGAGAACCGGACGGACAACAAAUUCAAUGUCCUUGUAAGAGGUGUUGUAAUAUUGAGUGGUAUAGAAGAGAUGUGGUAUUUGACCAUUUAGUAGCCGACGAAUUUGUUAAGGGAUAUAGAACAUGGAUCAAUCACGAGGAAUGGACAAUCCCGAUGGUGGUUGAUGAUGACACGGAUGAUGAAGAAGGUGCAUGCGAUGACAUCGAAAGACUGCUUAAUGAUGCAUUUGGAGAUCACGCUGAGGGUGUUACUGCAGGUCAAAAUGAAGAGGCUAAAAAGUUUUAUAAUUUAAUAGAUGGGGCAAGUCAAAAGUUAUACUCGGGCUGCAAGAAAUUUUCUACAUUAUCUUUUACCAUCCGCCUGUACUUGUUAAAGUGUUUGCACGGUUGGAGUAAUGCCUCCUUCACUUCCCUUCUUGAGCUAUUGAAAGAGGCAAUGCCUGACAUUAACAUACCUCCAUCUUUCCAUAAGACGAAGGCUAUGAUAAGAGAUUUAGGUCUGGAUUAUAAAAAAAUCGAUGCUUGUCCUAAUGAUUGCCUCCUGUAUAGGAAAGAACUAAAGGAUGAAACACAAUGUUUUGUGUGUGGAACAUCUCGAUAUACUGAAAAUUCUAGUGAUAAUAGCGAGAACCAACCUCACAAGAAAGGUCGUCCUAUUCCUGCAAAGACUUUGAGAUACUUUCCUAUAAUUCCAAGACUUCAGAAAUUAUUUAUGUGCUAAAAAACGGUAGCUAGUCUGAGGUCGCAUGAUGAGGAGCGCGUUAAAGAUGGGACGUUAAAGCAUCCUGCAGAUGGCCUAACAUGGAAGAACUUUGAUGAAAUGGAUGAAGAUUUUGCAAAAGAAUCACACAAUAUUAGACUAGGCUUGUCAAGUGAUGGGUUUAACCCAUUUCAUAGCAUGAAUAUUUCAUGGAGCACGUGGCCCGUGAUGUUGAUGGUAUACAACUUGCCUCCGUGGAUGUGCAUGAAACCUGAAUAUUGUAUGCUUUCUUUGCUUAUUCCUAGGCCACAAUCAUCUGGCAAAGAUAUUGACGCGUAUCUACAACCAUUGAUAGAGGACUUGAAGUUGUUGUGGGAAAUAGGGGUGGAAACUUAUGAUGCAUCAAAGAAUGAGACCUUUCAAAUGUGGACAACUCUUUUGUGGACAAUCAACGAUUUUUCUGCGUAUGCUAUGUUGUCUGGGUAGAGUACAAAGGGAAAGUUGGCUUGUCCUUGUUGCAACAAGAAUACCUCUUCUCUACAACUAAAACAUAGUCGAAAGACAGUUUAUAUGGACCAUCGUGUCUUUUUACCCAUGGAUCAUCCAUGGAGAACCAAUACAAGGUCUUUUAAUGGGAAGCAGUAAUUAAGAUCCCCUCCACCUGUUAUAGAAGGAACGAAAAUUUUUGAGUUACUACAAAAUAUUGAGAAUAUUUUUGGGAAGAAGCAAAAUACGUCAAAUAGUUUCCCAUGGAAUUGGAAAAAAAGAUCAAUUUUCUUUGAAUUGCCUUACUGGCACAAGAACCUACUGCAUCACAACUUAGAUGUCAUGCACAUAGAGAAGAACAUACUUGAUAGUGUAAUUGGAACUCUUUUGGAUAUCCCACGAAAGACAAACGAUCAUUUGAAUGCUCGAUAUGACUUAAAAGAUCUGGGGACCUGGAAAAAACUUCAACCAAAGGAGGUGAAUAAUGGCAAGAGAACAAAGUUGGCAAAGGCAUGCUUUUCUAUGACUGCUGCAGAGAAGUCAAUUUUUUGUGAUAUUUUGAAGACAACAAAGCUACCUGAUGGUAGUGCUUCGAAUAUAUCACGGUGUGUACAUCUAGGAGAAAGAAAAAUUUCUGGGUAUAAGACCCACGAUGUUCAUUUUUUGAUACACUAUUAUUACCAAUACUGAUUAAAAGCAUCCUUUCUGAUCACGUGGCCAUUCCGUUGAUUCGACUAAGUUCCUUUUUUGUCGCUUAUGCAAAAAGUUCAUCACACUGGAAGAGAUAGAUCGACUAGAAUUUGAGAUUGUGGAAACAUUAUGCCACUUUGAGAUGAUCUUUCCCCCUAGUUUUUUUGACAUAAUGGUUCAUCUUCCCGUUCAUUUAGCAAAUGAGGUGAGAUUUGGUGGUUCGGUACAGUUUCGUUGGAUGUAUCCUCCAGAUAGGUACAUGUGUACAUUAAAGUCAUAUGUAUGCAACAAAACUCACCCCGAAGGUUCUAUUGCUGAGGCAUAUCUGGCUAAAGAGUGCUUAACUUUCUGCUUACGAUACUUGCAUGGAGGUGUGCGAACAAGGCUUAAUAAGCGACCUCGGAAUGAUGAUGAUCCUAACGACGACGAAGUUUUGCCGUCAAAGUUGUUUUCUAACAAAGGUCGUUCAUUAGGCGUGGGAAAUGGAGAACCAAUUAAUCUCGAUGACAUAUCAAGUGCUCAAGCCCAUGUGUAUGUAUUACACAAUUGUGAAGAAGUCGCAGAUUAUGUUAGGUAACUUAAUAUAACUUAUGUUUAUUCACUAAAUCAAGUGCGUUUAGAUUUUUUCCGAUCAAACAUAACUAUUAUUAACUACAGAGAGCAUGAGGAUCAGGUUAACAAUUAGCGGGGAACGAAAUGGAGAAAAGCAAAAGUUCAUAGUAAAACCUUCUCGCAGUGGUUUGAAACUCGGGCGAGGGAUCCAAAUGUGCCUAUUUGGCUAAAAGAAUUAUCUUGAGGUCUAAGCUCUGUUGCAAGAAGAUUUUCUGGAUAUAUAAUUAAUGGAUAUAGGUUUCACACUGUAGAGCGUGAGGCAAGGAGAAAAACACAAAAUAGUGGUGUCACAUUAACUGCUUUAACUUCAAGCUUUGCAAGUGCUAAAGAUAAAAGUCCAAUUGAAGAAACUGUAGCUUAUUAUGGCAGGUUGUUUGAGAUAGUAGAGUUAGACUAUUUUGGACGUUUUAAGGUUGUAUUGUUUCGGUGUGAGUGGUAUGAUGCUGGGAGAGAUAAGUAUGGUCUUACAUUUGUUCACUUGAAUAAGAAAUGCUACCAGAAUGAACCUUUCAUACUAGCACCUCAAGCACAUCAAUGUUUUUAUGUGCAAGAUCUAUAUGAACAUAACAUUAUGUUAUGGAAACUAUCCCAAGAGACUUAUUCAAAACAAAUGACGAAUCUGAAUCUGAGGCCCAUCAAACCUUCUUUAGUGAACAACACGAGCAUAUAACGAGCCCUGCCAUACCAGCUGAUGAUGGUGAACUUAUUCUGGAGAGGAAUGAUCUACAACCUACAGUUAUUGAAACGGUUUCCCAAGUGACUUCCGCCCAAGAAUAUGAGGCAGAUUUCAUUGGAGAUUCUGAUUCCGAUGGGUUAGCCUAAGCAAUUUAUUGCUUAAUAUGUACAUAUGUAUAACUAAGUUUUCUUCACCUUUUUAUUUGUAAGUCAUUUUUGUUUUAAUUUCUCAUUUUGUUAGUGUUUCUUAUAGGAUAUGUCACUUUAUUGCUUAUAUUAACUCGAGUUAACUAAUUUAUUU
Molecule: messenger RNA, 4426 nt
Organism: Arachis ipaensis
Lineage: Eukaryota; Viridiplantae; Streptophyta; Magnoliopsida; Fabales; Fabaceae
Source: RefSeq, a predicted model, not a curated record